Molecule: messenger RNA, 940 nt
Organism: Aspergillus heteromorphus CBS 117.55
Lineage: Eukaryota; Fungi; Ascomycota; Eurotiomycetes; Eurotiales; Aspergillaceae
Product: fungal specific transcription factor domain-containing protein
Exons: 3
Source: RefSeq, a predicted model, not a curated record
AGAAUGUCCUCCCUGACAGCCCUCCUCGACCAGGCCGUGUCACGCCUGCUGCUCCGGCCCACGCUGUCGGACGUGACCCUCGACUCCAUCCGGGUGCUCCUCCUCUACGCGCAGUGGAUGCCCUACACAACCGACGACAACCACCCGCCCAAGAGCCGAUACAACGAGAUCAGUGCCUGGGCGGUGCUUGGCCUCGCCGUGCGCUACGCUCUCUUUCUGGGUCUCGACCAGUCUGCCCUACGCCCUUUCGCGCAGAGCUCGACCGACUCGAUCACGGCGGGCGAGAUCGCCCGGCUACGCGUCUGGUACAACCUGCUGACGUGCGACUUCAACCUCAUGCUGACUUCGGGUUUGCCUCCGUCCCUGGACCCGGCGGCCUCUGCGCAGCUCGCGCGGCGGUUCGGCGCCCAUCGUCUGGCGCAGCAGCCAGCCGAUCUCCGGGUGGCCGGGCUGGUCGAGCUCGUGGCGCUGGUGCACCGGGCGAUACGCCGCUGUGGGGAUGUCUCCGGACGCCAGCUGAAUUCGGACGGGCUGCGCAGACUCAAUCUGUCCCUGGAUGAGUGGGAAGCGACAUGGGCGGUGCGUCUGGCACAGACGAAGUCGCAACAUAACCAACUCCCAUUCACCUCCGUGAGGUGGUAUCGACUGGCCCUGAACAGCGCCGCGCUCGCCCCCCUCCUGUCCGCAUCCCGCACACCACCAGCCUCACUGCUUCCCUCGCUCGAGAUCAGCCUGACGGCCGCGGCGCAGAUGCUCCUGUCCCUGUCGGACAGCGGAGCCCACAGCGUCUGGCGACUGGACUCGCAAGACCGCCUAAGCUUCCCGGAAGAUGCCUUCCACGUGGACGCGGAGGCCGUGCAGCGCCUCCAGUAUGCCGUGGACUCGACGUGGAUCUCGCAUACCUUCGCCGUCACCUUCCUGGUACUCUGCUACACCCGGG